Molecule: messenger RNA, 468 nt
Organism: Penicillium vulpinum
Lineage: Eukaryota; Fungi; Ascomycota; Eurotiomycetes; Eurotiales; Aspergillaceae
Exons: 1
Coding region: 1-468 (155 amino acids)
Source: RefSeq, a predicted model, not a curated record
AUGAUCCUAGAUUGUUACGAAGGGAUUAUUCAAAAGAAAUGGCUGAAGAAAACUCGAAACAAACGACGACGGAUUUUACUGCAGGCAUGGCCAGAAAUGAGUGCGCAGCAUGCGCCAGACCUUCAACCAGAGCUCCAGGAUAAUUACCCCGAGCCAAGUAAGGAAGCGUAUAAAUGGCCUGAUAUCAAUUUGGAAGAUUUGACGACACCGAAACUCUUCCUCAUCCUCCUCAAUGCCCGAGGUCGCAAUCCGCCCUCGCUUUUUGUGGGCUCCGAUAACGACUCCUACGAAGUGGGAUAUUUGAAUGGUAAAAUCUCCUUGAUUUCCCUAGAAAAACAUACGAUGAUGUCCACCGGCCGCGACAAUGCUAAGGAAUAUGGUAAUAUCUUUGAAUGGAAGAAUCACCGGGAGGCACAUCACUGGUUUAUCUCUGGACGCGGUUUAUCCCCCGGUGAGGGCUCUGCGUGA